CAGUUGAUUGAAACCCRACCAUUCGGGAAUCACUACACUGGGUAAGGAUGCCAAGACAAUGCCACAAGUCACCUUUUUCCUUAUUUUUGGUACUAGUAUUUUCAACAUUUGGAUAUAUCAUAUAUUCUAAAAAUGCUAUUCAUGGGGGAUAUACUCCAUGGACUAGCUGGUCUGUGUGUUCCAAAACUUGUGGAGAAGGAUUACGUGGCAGAUCUCGAACAUGCACUGCUCCAAGACCGGGAAUCAUUGGCAAAGAUUGUGAAGGACCUUCGUAUAUGACAGGCAAAUGUUAUUUUCUCGAACACUGCCCUAUUGAUGGAGGUUAUACAGAGUGGAGUAGUUAUGGAGCAUGUGAUAAGGCGUGCGGCGGGGGAGUAAAAGUAAGGACUCGAAAAUGUGCAAACCCGAGUCCACAAUACGGARGGAAAUCUUGUGAAGGAAGUUCUAUCGAAAAGAUGGAUUGUAAUGUUCAACCUUGUCCUGUCAAUGGCGGUUACUCAAGCUGGGGAGCAUUUAGUAAAUGUGAAAUAACUGGAAAUAAGAACUGUGGUAAAGGAAAACACGUACGAASAAGAACCUGUAAUAAUCCUGUUCCUCAACACGGAGGGAAAGCUUGUGAAGGAGCCGAUAGUGAAACAGCAGAAUGUGAAAUACCUUGCCCAACGACUCCACCACUAAGUACCACGUCUAAAUCACUAAAUACCACAUCUAAAUCAGCUCCUACUACAGUUAAAGCUUCCUAACUUUGUAAAUAUGUCACGCAUGUAAACUGAUUCUUAAAGGAAUAGAUAUGCUUGUAGGAGUUGAACCGACUUUGACAAAUUUUAGGAAAAAAAUCCAUUCUCUAAAUUUCCUAUAUUUAUCACAACCACAGUUAUAUUUGUCGGUUAAAAGUUUCCUCCACUAGAAACAUCUACAAACUAUCCUACCAUGGCUAGUCUACUACCAAAGCUAAAGCAUCGUUAUAAUUGUUUACGAGUGAAAACUCUAUCAAUACUAAAUCAGACUGAGGUAUUUCAAAACGUUUAAAAAAUAUAUUUUUCCUUUCACAAACUUACCCAAAUGUGUUCAAAAGAUCAUAUGGAAUAAAAGAUCAAUUUGUCUUCAAAAAAA
Actinia tenebrosa (Australian red waratah sea anemone) is the source of this 1113-nucleotide messenger RNA. RefSeq names its product coadhesin. The record is from RefSeq and is a predicted model, not a curated record. NCBI's taxonomy places the organism in Eukaryota, Metazoa, Cnidaria, Anthozoa, Actiniaria, Actiniidae.